AUGGUUGCCGCCGAGAAACCGUCAACAAACAUGCCUUACAACACUCGUCGAAAGUCGUUGUCGUUGCCAUCCCUAGGCAUCCAUCUUCCAGUUACUCACGCCUCCAGAGCGGCCGCACGACUUUCACCGCCUUCUGCCGGCUCAAAUGCUGAGAAUCCUCCGACCAAAAAAUUAAAACGGUCGCAUGAUGAAUCGCCGUCCAUGUCGCCUCCCCCAAAGCGAGUAACAGUAAAAUACGAAAACACUCCGCCACCGUCGCCAGAAGCAGAGUCGAAUGAUUUAGAGGAGGAGUCGAAGCCCAAGGAGAUUGAUUUAGAGGGAAUCAACGAUGAGAUCGUAGAGGGAGUUAUUGUUCAGUUACAGAAGACCGGUAAUAGGCCUCACUUAGUCAAGGAACUCGCUGCGAUCUUGUCGCAAAGCGUCAAAAUCGUUGAACAAUCUGCGAAUCCUUCAGCUAUCAUCUCCUCCCGACUUUCGUCAUACCUCAAGCGAUCAUGGUCGGCUUUGGCGCCUUGUCCUGUCGCAAAGGAACUAGAGACAGUGCAUCCAAGGAGAACUUAUUUCUACCUGACGACUUAUCAACAUCAACCAAUUCCCACUCCUUCGGCCCUCCAAUACACACAAAGAGCUAUAGUCUCCCCAUCUCUGUCGAGCGCAACUUCAAGAUCCGAUGAAGCCGAUGCGGAACGAAGACGAGAAUUGUCGCCCUCACCAGAGGUUGACCUUUCAUCGCCAGAAUUCGAUGGCGAUGAUAUGAUGGCCCCUCCAACACCCACUGGUUCGUUCCAUGGCCGUGUGGAACCACCAGCUCGGAAUAAUCGUGCAUCAUCGCCUCCGCUAGAGAAGGACGAAAAGGAGUUUACCCAAACUGCCCGAGGGAUGCAGAAGCGACAAAUGAGUGGUGACAUUCAAAUGAGUGGCGUUCCGUCCGACAUGGAAGGCCACCCUGUGAAGACCUUGGAUGCCGACACUUUAUUUGGAGAUGGAAAACAUCUGAAUGUUUCGGGCACUACCACCUUUCUCAGCAGUCCAGCCAUGAAGCCUAGUCUCUCGCUCAGCACUCUGAAGAAAGGUAUCGAGGACUCGAAUGAUAUGUGGGCCCGUGUUGAAGAUACAAUGGAAUGGGACAUGCGAAGUCCAGAAUGCGUCGAGCUGGAAGAGUUGGAUGGAUUGUUGGACGACUUUUAA
Molecule: messenger RNA, 1188 nt
Organism: Lachnellula hyalina
Lineage: Eukaryota; Fungi; Ascomycota; Leotiomycetes; Helotiales; Lachnaceae
Exons: 2
Coding region: 1-1188 (395 amino acids)
Source: RefSeq, a predicted model, not a curated record